Xiphophorus maculatus (southern platyfish) is the source of this 4578-nucleotide messenger RNA. It is a transcript of the gene il1rapl1a, whose product is annotated as interleukin-1 receptor accessory protein-like 1-B. The coding region runs from base 864 to 3011 and encodes 715 amino acids. The transcript has 12 exons. Gene Ontology annotation, biological process: signal transduction; negative regulation of exocytosis. Lineage: Eukaryota; Metazoa; Chordata; Actinopteri; Cyprinodontiformes; Poeciliidae. The record is from RefSeq and is a predicted model, not a curated record. Gene Ontology annotation, molecular function: interleukin-1 receptor activity.
UCGCUUUUCAAUCUCCUCCGUCCUACCAACAACAAGUGAGGACCAGCGCUGCACGUCCAUCCGUUCUCUGUUCAGCGUCGGGGCUUUGAGUUGAGUUAUAGAUGUCUUCUGGAAUUUCUUUUCCCCUCGUCCAUUUCACUGCUUAAUCGAUGGGGAUGACAGAUUGCAGGUGCAGCGGCGGCGUGCGUUAGAACCAGCAGGGACGGUGUGUGGUGCACUAGGACCGGGGAGAGACUACUCUCAUUGUGAGCAUUGGAGCUGUAGAGGGAACCCCUCCACCCCCCCGCCCCACACACACACACACACACACACACACACACUGGAUCUGGCGAUUAUAUCCAUACAUUUCUUUUUCUUCCCCCCAGCCCCCAUCAUCGUGUCCACGGGGAUCGCACCAACGAGUGUGUUCAGGAAGCACACAAGAGUGGAUUUCUAAUUCGGCGUAAAAGUCAGCUAUUAGAUAUUUUUGUUGCCUUUUGAAAAAAGAAAGGGGGUGAGGUUGUCAUAUAAUCUUUCUUAGGUUCUAGGAAAAUCUUUUUUUUUUUUUUCCUCAUCGGUCUUUACCUUCAUCUCCAAGAGCGCAAAGUGACAUCUGCGCUACAAAGCGCCCAGUGCACUUUCUUUUCCUCCAAAAAAAAAAAGAAAGAAAAGAAAAGGGGGACAGAAGCAUAUACAAACCUUCAUUGGCUGAAUGGGUAACCUCGCAGAAACACAGAUCACCUCCAGCUUGCAGCCACUGUACGCGCACGGUUUUUUCCUCUACUAACCGGGAGUUGUGAUGUCCAGAGCCUUCCCCGCUGACUGACACUCGGCGUCGUACCAUUUUGGAACCGAACUGAAGGCUUUGAGGACGGGGGAGGAAGAUGAGACCUCCCAGCCCUCUCCUGAUCCUGCUGUACUUCACCCUGUCCAAGAGUGUGAAAGUGGUCUCAAAGAGAGGCUCAGUGGACGGCUGCACAGAUUGGUCAGUGGAUUACAAGAAGUACCAGGUGCUUCAGGGUGAGGCAGUGCGUCUGAAGUGCGCUCUGUUCUAUGGUUACAUCCGGAGCAACUACAGCCAGGCCCAGAGCGGGGGCCUUAGCCUCAUGUGGUACCGCAGCUCCGGCCUCGGCCACACCGACUUUGAAGAACCAAUCUCUUUUGAUGGAGUGCGCAUGAGCAAGGAGGAAGAUGCCAUCUGGUUCAGACCUGCUGACCUUCAAGACGUGGGACUCUACUCGUGUGUUUUACGGAACUCUACGUACUGCAUGAAGGUCUCCAUGGCUCUGGCUGUGGCUGAAAAUGACACAGACCUCUGCUACAACUCCAACAUGAGAAUAACUGAGAAGGCUGAGCUCAGUAGAAGGUUCCACAUCCUAUGUCCAGAAAUAGAUGACUACGUUGAACCUGGGAAGGAGCCUGAAAUCACGUGGUACAAGGAGUGUCGUCCAAAAAAGUGGCGGGCCACUAUCUUCCAGAGGGGAAACAAGUUGUUCUUUCAAGAAGUUAAGGAGGACGACAUUGGGAAUUACACCUGCGAAAUCCAGUUUGGCGGCUUUGCUGUCAGAAGGACGACGGAACUCACAGUAACUGCUCCUAUAACAGUCGACCCGCCAAAGAUCCUGUUUCCAGCAGAAAACAAGACGACAAACAUGGAGACACAACUCGGAAGCGCUUUGAACCUCACAUGCAGAGCAUUUUUUGGCUACAGCAGAGACGCCAGCCCGCUUAUCUACUGGAUGAAGGGCGAGAAGUUCAUAGAGGACCUGGACGAAGAGAGGGUCCAGGAAAGUGACAUCAAGCUUGUCAGGGAACAUCUCGGAGAGCAGGAAGUGGCAAUUUCCUUGACUAUUGAGUCUUUGGAGGAGGAGGAUUUAGGAAAUUAUUCCUGUCAUGUGGAAAAUAGUCACGGGCAUAUCAACGCCACCGUUCAGAUCUUCAGGCGGGCAGAGCUCAUGUACACAGUGGAGCUGGCAGGAGGGCUGGGAGCAAUUCUGCUGCUUCUCAUCUUCCUCAUCUCCCUGCACAAAUGCUACAAGAUUGAGCUGAUGCUUUUCUAUAGGAGGCACUUCGGCAGCGAGGAUGUGGAUGGAGAGAACAAAGACUAUGAUGCAUAUCUUUCAUACACCAAAGUGGACCCUGACCAGUGGAGUCAGGAGACCAGGGAGGAGGAGCGCUUCGCCUUGGAAAUACUACCCGAUGUGCUGGAAAAACAUUACGGCUACAAGCUCUUCAUCCCUGAUCGAGACCUCAUUCCAACAGGCAGUCUCACCAAUGAGCAUUACCAGGAUGACACACGACUUUUUGGAGCGUACAUAGAGGACGUUGCGCGUUGCGUAGACCAGAGCAAGCGCCUCAUUAUAGUUAUGACACCCAACUACGUGGUGCGGCGAGGUUGGAGCAUCUUCGAGCUAGAGACCCGACUGCGCAACAUGCUGGUGAGUGGCGAGAUCAAAGUCAUCCUGAUCGAGUGCGCCGAGCUGCGCGGCAUCAUGAACUACCAGGAAGUGGAGGCCCUCAAACACACCAUCAAAACCCUCACCGUCAUCAAGUGGCGGGGCCCCAAAAGCAACAAGCUCAACUCAAAGUUCUGGAAGCAGCUGCAGUACGAGAUGCCCUUCAGGCGCACAGAGCCCAUGCUCACGCACGAGCCGGCGCUGGACGUCAGUGAGCAGGGUCCCUUCGGGGAGCUGCAGACCGUCUCAGCCAUCUCCAUGGCGGCGGCCACUUCCACGGCCAUGGCCACCGCCCAUCCAGAGCUGCGCUCCUCGUUCCACAACACCUACCACACCACCAUGAGGCAGAAACACUACUACCGCACCUACGAGUAUGACAUACCCCCGGGGGGUACCCUACCAGCUCUCUCGACUCUGGGGAACCAGCACACCUACUGCAACAUCCCGUUAACACUGCUGAAUGGGCAAAGGCCUCCGGGGAAGAGCCGAGAGCACAGCCUGGAAGAGGCUCACGCCAACAACGCCAUGCUCCCGCUGCUGCCAAGAGAAACCAGCAUCUCCAGUGUCAUCUGGUAGUGAUGAGCGGUCUCGACAUCGGCUUCGGGAAGACCAAGGUCAGGGUCGGAGAUGACGAGAACCAAAAGGAGAAGUUGGAUCUGGAAAUGGAUCUGUUCAGGUCCAGGCAUCACCACUGAUGGAAAACACAGGUGUGGGGACGGUUUCCCCUGUCUUUGAAGAGGACCAGUCUCUUCUAAUGAGCGAUUUUAUUUUCUAUGUGGAAAUGAAGAAAACAUUUAAAAUAAAACUUUUCUUUUUUUCUAAAUGGACAAAUAAAGUGCAGGAACUCCGCUUUAAGGAAGACAAACACAAUUCCAACAUCUUCACAAAAAGAAAUGUGCAUACAUACAAACAAAAGGAAAACAGGGUCUGUACAUAUAUUUGCAUUUUAUUAGUAGCAUCGGUGUUUUCCUGUUUUGUUAUUUAGUCUGUUUAAUUCAACCAUGUCUGUUGCCUUCUCUACUGUAGGACUUUGCUUUAAAAAUGUUACACAAAGUUGUAUAUUUUUUAUUCUUUUCAGUUUUUUUUUUAUCUUACUUUUAACACGCUUGAUUGGAAAGCCAGUAUGUCAUGUACUUGCGCUGUUGUGUUCUUUCUAUUUGUUUUAUCUUGUUUGUUUGUUUUAAAUCAUUCUGUAGUUUAAGCAAACUUUUUUUAUGAAAGAAAAAAAUACUUUUUGGAAGACCUGGACAUCUUCAGGAGAUGUGAAGUGCUGAAACCCGUUUUCGUUUGCCUGUACAAGGUGUAUCUAUUUUAAAACAGAACUCCUUUGGGAAAAAAAAAAUCAUAGAAUAUGCAAAAAGACUGAAGAGCUGGCUAAAAACAUCCGGCCGCGUGGGGCACAGAUGAGAGAAGUGGUUGGAGAGAAGCACCGGUCCCCUCCAAUCAGACCGACAGACUGGCAGAUCUCUUUCUGAUGCUUCGUUUUUUGUUUUUAUUUUGUUUUUUUUUUUUGUUUUUUUCUAUCGAAACAAACAGCCUGGCUGUUUUAGACUGAUAGAGAUAUGCCUCACCUUAAAAAGAAAAUCUGUAGAUUAUUUAAAAAAAAAAAAAUUCUAUUUUUAUAACAGAAAAGAGUUUGCUUGAGAGGUCAUACUUAUUUGCAUUUCAUCUUUCAUAUAGAAAGGGGAUCGAUGUCUCUGCGUUCUGUUGGUUUUGUACUCUUGUGAAAGUGGUUUCUGAUUCGCUGAGAGACGAGGCCGGUUUUUGAAUCCCACCUGACGGAUACACCCUCUACUACUUCAGGUUCUAAAGAAACGGAAAAAUACAUUUCCAAAUGUUUUCGUUUUUGAUGCAUCAUUUUAUUGCCAUCUUGAAAAUUCAGGUUUAUUUGGUUCAUAGAGAUAGUUCACGAUUUAAUGAGAGAAAAGAAACCAGGUGUGUUUUGAAAGACUUUUUAAAUAUAUUUGAAGGUGUGAUUUUUAAGUAUGCAUAGCAAAUAGAUAUGUAUUCUAUAUAUAAUAUAGAUAUUUAUAUAAAUAUAUAAACACAAUUUUCACUUGGAAAGAAAUGUCUAUCUUUAUAGAAACACAAUCAUUAUCAGUUGCCCUUACUUUCUCACUGCACAUUAAAAGCAUUGAUUUCC